ACAUGAGACAGUCCAGAGGGAUGUUAAAUGUACUGGAGAAAUGAGAUUACAUACAUGAUUUUAUUAUAACAUAAUUUUAUUUGCAUAUCAUAAAGUCAGCUCAUCAAAGUGAUUCGAAAGAGCCCGUAAAAGUGAAGUUAAAUAGAUCAGUAAGCUCUCAGGUGAGACGCAAUACAGCCCCUACACAAAGCGUGAUCUUCAUUUAGAGUGGUUGUGUGUUGAUGCUUGAGUUACACGGCAGAAAAGAGGGGCUGCAUGAGUGAAUUCGUGUCUCCCCAGAGGGUGGAGGCUUUCUGCAAAAGCUUGCAGGUUUCCCCUCAUCUUCUGUUGUCCCUGCGUCAAAUGAUGCGCAGGCGCCUUCACUAUAAAAGCACCUGUCCUGGCCAGACAUCACUCGCAUCUCACUUACUUUCUCUCACACACUCACCCUCACACACUCCUGAACUCCACACACUCUCUCUCCGUUACAGAGCAGUCGGGCCGGACACCAGCACGGUAAAGGAACAUGAGUUAUUCCGGCGACAUUUACAGCAGCAGCUCCUAUCGGAGGAUCUUCGGAGAUGCUCCCCGGUCCGGUCGCUUUGGACUGGGCAGCAGCAGCAGCCCGUCCCGCCUGCAGUCUACGGGAUUCCGCAGCAGCCACCGCACCUAUGGUUCCCCCUCCGGCGUCUCCUCCACCACCUACCGCAGGAGCGCGGCUGCGCCCGGCCGCGGCUUGUCCUCCAUGCCGGACUCCAUGAUGGACCUGACCCAGUCCACCGCGGUCACCAACGAGCUGAAGAUCAUCCGCACCAACGAGAAAGAGCAGCUGCAGGGCCUCAACGACCGCUUCGUGUCCUUCAUUGAGAAGGUUCACAACCUGGAGCAGCAGAACAAAGUCCUGGAGGCGGAGGUCACUCUGCUGCGCCAGCGCCACAACGAGCCCUCUCGCCUGCACGAGCUGUAUGAGCAGGAGAUCCGCGAGCUGCGGGCGCGCGUGGAAGAGCUGACGCACGAGAAGAGCCAGAUGCACCUUGACUGCGUGCAGAUGAACGACACGCUGGAGCGCGUGCGGGAGAAGCUGGAUGAGGAGAGCAAGCUGCGCGAGGAGGCUGAGAACACCCUGAAGGGCUACCGGAAGGACGUGGACGACGCCACCCUGGCGCGCCUGGAGCUGGAGAAGAAAGUUGAGUCACUGCUGGAUGAGAUCGCCUUCCUCAGGAAAGUUCAUGAGGAGGAGCUGCAGGAGCUUCAGGCGUCACUGCAGGCCACACAGGUGUCAGUGGAGAUGGACAUGACCAAACCGGACCUGGCUGCUGCCCUCAAGGACAUCAGGGCCCAGUAUGAGAACCUGUCAUGCAGGAACCAGGCCCAGGCAGAGGAGUGGUACCGUUCCAAGUUUGCCACCGUGACCGAGACGGCUGCCCGCAACCAGGACGCCAUCAAGCAGUCCAAGGAGGAGCUGAGUGAGUACCGCAGGCAGGUGCAGGCCCGCACUCUGGAGAUUGAGGCCCUCAAGGGCCACAACGAGGCCCUGGAGAGGCAGAUUGCUGAGAUGGAGGAUCACCAUAACAAUGAAAUUGGAGAGAUGCAGGAUACCAUUCAGCAGCUGGAGGCUGCCCUGCGCAGCACCAAGGGAGAAAUGUCCCGUCACCUGCGUGAAUAUCAGGACCUGCUGAACGUCAAGAUGGCGCUGGACAUUGAGAUUGCUGCCUAUAGGAAGCUGCUGGAAGGCGAGGAGUGUCGCCUCAGCUCCGUGGGCGGCGCCAUGGUCCAGUCCGGCUACCCCGGUUUCUCCUACAUGUCAGCCCGCAGCUACACCCUUGGAGCCUACAGGAAGUCCAGCUCCAAGCCGGAGGAGGAGGAAGAGGAGGUGGAAGAAGAGGAAAAGGAGGAAGAGGGGGAGGGAGAGGAGAAUGAGGAGGCCGGAGAGGAGGGAGAGGAGGGAGAAGAGGCAGAAGAGGGAGAAGAGGGAGAAGAAGGAGACGACCAGGAGGAAGGCGAGGGUGAGGGAGAGGAGGAGGAAGAAGAAGAGGAGGAAGAGGAGAAGCCGAAAGAGAAGGAUGAGAAGGAGAAGAAGAAGGAGAGUCCCAACGGGAAGCCCAGCAAGAGCUAAACUGCUUGUGUCACCAUCAGUAUCAUCAUUGUCAUCAAUACUCAUCACAUCAAUCACAUACUGUAUAUGGAUCAGGUUCCUGUUCACAUCUUCUGUCACACACACACACAUGAAUCUGCACACUCCAGAUGCCUCACGCCUGUGUUGUUCUGUCUCUGUUUACUCUGUAACUCAGAAGUGAUUAGUUCAAAGUAAACUUGAUUAGAUGGAGGAGGAGCUUCAGACAGGAGUAGAUGUAUUAGCAGAAGAGUUUUACCCAUUUACACACUCUGCCAUCAUGUCAUCAUGAUUUUACAUCACAUAAAUGCAGAGUUUCAUCAGUUUGACACGGGGGAUGAUAUUUUUCCUCAUAUGAGCAACAGCAAAUGUGCCAUUAAAUAUCAAUAUCUACAACAAGAGCAAUCAAAACCUUGAAAGUAACAAUUUUGUCAGCACACAGACUUUAAGAUAAACGCACAGCUCAGCACGAGCACGAGAAGCAGCCAGUCCAACUUUUACGGUGCUAUUUGAUUUUUACAUAUAAAAGUUGGAGAGUACUGUAAGUAAAGAAUGUAUCAUAGGACGAAGCUGUACCAGCUCAUUCCUGAAUGACAGCUUGUUACACAGGGAAGUUUAAAUGGAUUAAAUGCUUCUAUUUUAACAAUAAGUCCAACCCCGCAUUCCCCACAGCAGAUGAAUGCUUUUCACUUUCCUCUUUUAUUCCACUUCACUUGGUCUCUUCAUCCCAUCCCACCACGACAAAAUGAAAUGUACACAUUCACCACCAACGAUUCAAGCCCUUUCCCAUUCUUUCUCAGUCACUGCAGUGUCGCAGCACGGCAAUAAUGGCAACUUGGAGCUCUGAAAAACUGUAUAUAGAAAUGUGUUGGGAGGAUGGGUUGUGUUUUCAGUUCCUGGAGAGGAGAAAUGGGUUAUGCGGCAGCUUCUCUGCGGGGAAGUGCAUCUUUGGGAAUGAAAAAUAUAGAGUUUAAAUUGCUGCUAUAUAUUAUUUUUUUGGGAAUAUGAAUUAUCCCCCCUUUGAUUGAUUCAUUUGUCAAUGAGUUUGUCAGACAUGUCACCUGUCAGAGUUUGAUAUUUAUCUGGAAGUCUGCUUCCUUCCUUACUUUCUUUCACUUUGUUUUUUAGAGAAAACCAACCUUGCUUUUUCCUUUUUCCCCUCACACAAAUGUGGUGGUGCUUUUGUUUAAUUUAGCUGGAAACAGGAAACACGGUGAAGGUGAGCGUGGCUGUCAGUGUCAGGCAGCUGAUGGUGACACCGACAGCCCUCCACUCAGACUGCAAGUGGCAGGUGGGGCAGAUGCCACUGCUGUCCUGGUUAUAUGGUGUUGCAUAUAAGGGCUAUUUUCACCAUAACCCCCUCUAUCGCUUUGCCCUGAAACAUUAGUAUCACUGUUGCUCAUCAUUUUACCCCCCCGUGCUUUUUUUUUCUUUUUGACAAAUGAAUGAACCAACGGGCAUGAAUGCAUGGCCUGACUCUCAGAGCUUGAAUAUCUGCAGAUGGGAUAGAUUUUCGCUUGUUGUGUGUUCAAUUAAAAACUUGCCUUAACCAUAACUGAAAAAAACAAACAAACAUGUUUUCACCUGCAUCUCACUUGUUUCUGGGGAGGCUAAGGAGUGCUGACACUUUCCAGACCGUUCUGCUAAACAACUGUGACUGUACGGGCUGCUAUCUCAUGCAGUGAUA
This is a messenger RNA of Thunnus maccoyii (southern bluefin tuna), 3779 nucleotides long. RefSeq lists its product as uncharacterized. Gene Ontology annotation, cellular component: intermediate filament. The record is from RefSeq and is a predicted model, not a curated record. Bases 506 to 2095 code for a protein of 529 amino acids. Lineage: Eukaryota; Metazoa; Chordata; Actinopteri; Scombriformes; Scombridae. The transcript is spliced from 4 exons.